This is a messenger RNA of Hipposideros armiger (great roundleaf bat), 3536 nucleotides long. RefSeq names its product TBC1 domain family member 22B (gene TBC1D22B). Gene Ontology annotation, molecular function: GTPase activator activity. The record is from RefSeq and is a predicted model, not a curated record. Gene Ontology annotation, biological process: activation of GTPase activity. The coding region runs from base 155 to 1672 and encodes 505 amino acids. The transcript has 13 exons. Lineage: Eukaryota; Metazoa; Chordata; Mammalia; Chiroptera; Hipposideridae.
GGUGCCCACAUCCAAGAUGGCGCUCCCAGGAGCUAGGAGCUGGUGACCGGCAGCGGGGGAAGCGGCCUGGGUCGGCCCUCCGAUUGUGGGGUCCUGGGGGCAUCUCGCCGGGUACCCCCUGGCCCGCCUACAAGGCCUGCCCCGGGCCAGAGCAAUGGCCGCCGAGAACAGCAAGCAGUUUUGGAAGAGGAGCGCCAAGCUGCCGGGGAGCAUCCAGCCUGUUUAUGGAGCACAGCACCCACCUCUGGACCCUCGGCUCACCAAAAACUUCAUUAAAGAGCGGUCAAAAGUAAAUGCAGUUCCCCUGAAGAAUAAGAAGGCCUCCAGUUUUCAUGAGUUUGCCCGGAAUACCAGUGAUGCCUGGGACAUUGGCGACGAUGAGGAAGAGGACUUUUCCUCCCCUUCCUUCCAAACUCUGAACUCAAAAGUUGCUUUGGCAACCGCAGCCCAAGUCCUCGAAAACCACAGCAAGCUGAGGGUGAAACCAGAGCGGUCCCAGUCAACAACAUCCGACCUCCCAGCCAGCUACAAGGUCAUAAAGUCCAGCAGCGAUGCCCAGCUGUCUAGAAACUCCAGUGAUACAUGCCUGAGGAACGCACUCCACAAACAGCAGUCACUCCCUCUCCGACCCAUCAUCCCCCUGGUUGCCCGCAUCUCAGACCAGAACGCCUCUGGGGCACCCCCAAUGACCGUCCGGGAGAAAACCCGCCUAGAAAAAUUCCGCCAGCUCCUCUCCAGCCACAACACUGACUUAGAUGAACUGAGGAAGUGUAGCUGGCCAGGGGUUCCCAGGGAGGUUCGCCCUGUGACCUGGAGACUCCUGUCGGGCUAUCUCCCAGCCAACACUGAGAGGAGGAAGCUGACCCUGCAGCGGAAGCGCGAGGAAUAUUUUGGCUUCAUUGAGCAGUAUUAUGACUCUCGAAAUGAGGAGCAUCACCAGGACACCUACAGACAGAUUCACAUUGACAUUCCAAGGACGAAUCCUCUCAUUCCAUUGUUCCAGCAACCACUUGUACAGGAGAUCUUCGAAAGAAUUCUAUUUAUUUGGGCCAUCCGACACCCUGCCAGUGGGUAUGUCCAGGGAAUUAAUGACCUGGUCACUCCGUUCUUUGUCGUCUUCCUCUCAGAAUAUGUGGAAGAGGAUGUGGAGAACUUUGAUGUGACCAAUUUGUCUCAGGACAUGCUGCGAAGCAUUGAAGCUGACAGCUUUUGGUGCAUGAGCAAGCUGCUGGAUGGAAUCCAAGAUAACUACACCUUUGCACAGCCUGGGAUCCAGAAGAAGGUGAAGGCACUGGAAGAGCUCGUCAGUCGGAUUGAUGAGCAGGUACAUAAUCACUUCAGGAGGUACGAGGUCGAAUACCUACAGUUUGCCUUUCGUUGGAUGAACAACCUGCUGAUGCGGGAACUUCCUCUCCGCUGCACCAUCCGCCUGUGGGACACGUACCAGUCGGAACCAGAAGGCUUCUCUCACUUUCACCUCUACGUGUGUGCAGCUUUCUUGAUCAAGUGGAGGAAAGAGAUCUUGGAUGAGGAGGACUUCCAGGGUCUCCUCAUGCUGUUACAAAACCUACCUACAAUACACUGGGGCAACGAAGAGAUCGGGCUGCUUCUCGCUGAGGCGUACAGACUUAAGUACAUGUUUGCCGACGCCCCUAAUCACUACCGGCGAUAGGUGCUGUCUCCCCACAAGGACCCAGACUGCCCGCAUCUCCGAUGGCAAUCUGAUCACGGCGGCCACUGUGCGAGCCCCGGCCAGGAACCAGUCCUGCUGUAAAAAGCUCACAUCCGCCACCCAAGUCUUAACUCUCUGGCGUGCCUGUCCACCACUCCAUGUCUCCGGAUGGGUCUCCUGGACCGCUGUCAGUAUUCCAUGCCACGGGGAUGGGCCCCACUCUGGGAGAGGACAGAAAAGGAGGUACAGGGUUGUCUGCCCCUUUAAAAGAAACUGGACAAAUGCAGGGAAGGCUCAGGGUCUUAACUCCCAUCGUCUCUCCGUGGACUGGCUGUCUCUUGCCUCCCAGCCCCAAAUGAUACUGUUGUGCUUUGUGACAUAGUUUGAUUCAAUCACAGGUCAAAAAACGCCUUAUGUUUUCAGAAGACUCUUGGCCCCUCCUCCCUCUCCCCAGCUCCCAACCCUUUCCCUCCUGCCCUAGUCUGAGCCAGUGAGGGGCAGCUUUCAGACCAUGGUUCUCAGAUGGGGGAGGCACCGAUGCUUUGAACUCUGGGAAGAGGCCUACACCCAAGGGCUAGGAAUUUUAUUUUUCCUUUUCUCACCAGCACGUGAGCGUGCAUUUGUGUGUGUGUGGAUGAGUACACACACCCAUCAGCAUUUACUUACACGUCUGAAUUUCUGUGUCCAGACUAGCCCCCUCUCAACCCGCUGGGAAGGGCCCCAGUGACCAAGUGUACACGCACCCCUUGAGAAAGGAUCAGGGCAGGGGCCGGAGAAGGGGCCUUUUACCUCUCCAAACCCUUUUUCCAUGACUACCCCACUCCAAGAUAUUAUUUGUAAAUUGUGUUAUUAUGUAUAUGGGUAAAGAUGUACAAAUAUAUGUCCUCUUUGUAGCAGAUAUGAUUUUAUAUUUAUAACGUGCAUCAACAUGUGAAAGCAAUCUAGGUCACUAGCACAGAUGAGGUUGCCAGGGAAGUGGCUUUGGUGCCUCCGGGUUGGUUUCUAGGUGCCCCCCCCCCCACGCCCCACGCCCAUGAGGGAAGUGAAUGGGAGCCUGCUAGAGUGAGUGUAGCUGAGCAGAUGGAGCUGCUCUGAAAACCAGUGGCAGCCAUCCCAAACAUCAGUGUCUCAGAGUGUUUUUCUCCUCCCCGUCCCUGGGCCUUUGUGGGGCAUCUGCCCUGCUCCCUCCCCAUCUCCAGCAGACAUUAUCCCCACCCUUCACCCCUAGCAGCCUCCCAGAGAGGACCACAGAGGCGAAGCCCUUCCUCAUGUUUUUAGCCCAUGCCUUUCCCUUGGAAUCGGUGGAGGGCUUUUGUUUCCACAUUUUUAAGUCAGCAUUAUAUUUAAGACAGAAACCAACUGUCAGUGCCAAGGAAAGGGGUUUCCUGUGUGCCCCUGAGGUUUGGGGCUCUUCUCAGAGAGAGGUAUUCGGUGCCCCCCACUGUCACCAUCAUACCCCACUCUCAGCUCAUGAGAUGUGUGACCCAUGUUCGAUUUUUGGUGUUUGGUAGUAGAGAAGUGGGGGAUGGCGGCAAGCAACUGUCAACUUCUUGGUAAGCCAAGCAGUGUCCCCAGCGGGUGACACCCUUGAGCCCCUGCCAGUGGAGCCCCAGCACGCAGGCAUGUUCAUUUCACAUCUGGAGCUGUUUCUCAGGCAUCUUCCCAACCCUGUCCCCUUCCCCUUCAGUGUGCCUCAGUGGUCUCCUCCACAGAGAGGGCUCGUGACCUGCCCUCAGCCGGACUGAAGAAAGACACUUGUGUUCCCAAGUGGUGGUUUUAUUUUUUUAGUUUUUAUGUUUGUAUGGGAAAUUGUGGAUAAAGUGAAAGAAUUGUAAAUAAAUAGUGUAUUUCCUCCUCCACUGCC